This is a messenger RNA of Plasmodium gallinaceum, 3990 nucleotides long. RefSeq names its product protein transport protein SEC31, putative (gene SEC31). Gene Ontology annotation, cellular component: endoplasmic reticulum exit site; COPII vesicle coat. The record is from RefSeq and is a predicted model, not a curated record. The transcript has 4 exons. Lineage: Eukaryota; Apicomplexa; Aconoidasida; Haemosporida; Plasmodiidae. Gene Ontology annotation, biological process: intracellular protein transport; endoplasmic reticulum to Golgi vesicle-mediated transport; COPII-coated vesicle cargo loading. Gene Ontology annotation, molecular function: structural molecule activity; protein binding. The coding region runs from base 1 to 3990 and encodes 1329 amino acids.
AUGGCUUUAAAAAGCAUAAAUAUAAAUGGUAAUUUUGAUUGGUGUCCUUUUGAAGAAUAUAAAAAUUAUUUGAUAUGUUUUAAUUCUCAUAAUUUGUUAUAUUCUAAUAAUAAUAAUAUAAAUAAUUAUAUAUAUUUAUUAGAUAUUAAUUUAAACAAUGACUCUAGAAAUAUAGAAAUAGUAAACAAAUUAAAUUUUGAGGAUGCAUUAAAAAAUGAAAGUGAUGGAAGUAGUAAUAUUAGUGAAUAUGUUACUUGUUUUGAAUGGAUAAAUAGUAAUAAUUUUGUAGAAACUGAAAAUGAAGAUGAAUUAAAUAAAGGAAUCAUAGUAGGUGGAUUAACAAAUGGAGACAUUGUUUUAUUAAAUCCACAAAAUUUAUUUGAAAAAAAUUUAGAUUAUGAAAAUUUUAUCAUAAAUAAAGUAAAUGUUCAUGAUAAUUCUAUUAACUGUUUAGAAUUUAAUAGACAUAAAAAUCAUCUUAUUGCUACAGGUGGAAAUGAUGGACAAUUAUUUAUAACCGACAUUGAAAAUAUAUAUUCACCUACUUCAUAUGAUCCUUAUUUAGAUAAAAAUAAUUUACAGAAAAUCAAUUGUUUAAAUUGGAAUAGAAAAGUUUCUCAUAUUUUAGCUACUUCAUCUAAUAAUGGUAACACAGUUAUAUGGGACUUAAAAAUAAAAAAAUCAGCAGUGAGUUUUCGAGAUCCUCAUAGUAGAACUAAAACUUCUUCUUUAUGCUGGUUAGCUAAUCAACCAACUCAAAUUUUAGUUUCGUAUGAUGAUGAUAGAAACCCUUGUUUACAACUAUGGGAUUUACGUAAUUCAAAUUAUCCUAUUAAAGAAAUAAUUGGACAUUCUAAAGGAAUUAAUAAUAUUUGUUUUAGUAAUAUAGAUACUAAUUUAUUAUUAUCAUCAGGUAAGGAUAUUACAAAAUGUUGGUAUUUAAAUAAUAAUAAUUUUGAUAUUUUCAAUGAAAUUAACAAUUCUGCUAAUAAUAUAUAUUCUAAAUGGUCUCCAUUUAUUCCUGAUAUUUUUGCUUCUUCUACUAAUAUGGAUACAAUACAGAUAAACUCGAUAAACAACGGAAAUAAAAUGACAACUAAAUAUAUUCCUAAUUUUUAUAUAAAAGAUUCUGGUAUAUGUUUUGGCUUUGGAGGAAAAAUAUGUUGUUUUAAUAAUAGCUCCAUUUCAUCUUCUUCUACUUCUCUUCAUACUUCUGCAAUUCAGAAUGUACACAAAAAUAUUAAUAAUAAUGAAGAUAAUGAAAUAAACAAAAUGAAAAAUAAAAAAUUAGAAAAUAAGUUUUUAAUUAAGUGUCAUAUCUAUCCAACAGAAAUGGAGCUUAUAUCAGAAGCAGACAAUUUUGAGAAAUAUAUCACAAAUGGAAAUUACAAAGAAUUUUGUGAAAGUAAAAUAAUGAAAAGUGAUGAUGAUCAUGAAAAAUUAACCUGGAAGAUUUUGCAAUUGUUAUAUACUUCUCAAAAAUCAGAAAUAGUUAAAGAAUUAGGAUAUGAUAUCAGUAAUAUAAUUCAAAAAAUUAUGUACAAUAUAGGAAAACAACCAGGUUUUAUUUUUAAAAAUAUUUUAGAUAAAGAUAUUUCUAUCAAUGAUAUAUCUAAUAAUUUGGAUGAAAAUAAUGAUAGAGAUUACAAUAACAUCACAUGUACAUCUAAUUUAAUGAACGAUAAUAAUCUUUCUUCUUCUAAUAUGGGAGAUAAUAUUCAAAAAAUGAAUGGGUCAUUUGAUGUGGAUCCAGAAAAAUUUUUUAGAGAAUUAGGAGAAAAAACGGAACAUGAAAAAUCAAAAGAAAAGUUAAGUAUUCAAAAUAAUUCAGAAAAUGAAGAUGAUUAUAACAGCAAUUCAAGAGAUGAUAAUUUAGAUAAUAAAAAAACAUAUAGUGAUUGGAACACUGGAAUUGAAUCUAUUAUAAAAGAAUGUGUAUUAGUAGGAAAUAUUGAAACAGCUGUAGAACUAUGUUUACACAAAGAUAGGAUGGCAGAUGCUUUGUUAUUAGCAUCCUUUGGUGGAGAACAGUUAUGGCAUAAAACGAAAACUAUUUAUAUUAAUAAACAAAAUGAUAAUUUUCUAAGAAAUAUUAAUUAUAUUUUAGAUAAUAAAUUAGAUCUUUUAGUUAAUAAUAUUGAUUUAUCUUCUUGGGGAGAAGCUUUAUCCAUCUUAUGCACAUAUGCCAUAAAUAACCCCAACUUUAACAACUUAUGUGAAACAUUGGCUAAAAGAUUGCAAAAUGAAAAAUUUGAUAUUAGAGCUGCAUCUAUUUGUUAUUUAUGUGCAUGUAAUUUUUCAGAAACUGUAGAAAUAUGGAAUAAUAUGCCUUCAAAAAAAGCUUCAUUAUUAAAUGUAUUACAAGAUUUAGUAGAAAAAAUGACUGUGUUAAAAAUGGUAAUAAAAUAUGAUCAAUUUAAUCCUAUAAUGAAUCAAAAGAUUAACCAGUAUGCUGAAUUAUUAGCUAAUUCAGGAAGACUAAAAGCAGCAAUGACUUUUUUAUGUUUAAUUCAAGAUGAUCAAAGUUUAGAAAGUCUAAUAUUAAGAGAUAGAAUAUUUAAUAGUGCCAAUCAUAUAUUAGGUCAGCAAAUUGAGCCACCUAUUUUGCCAUUUCAAGUAGUAGAUAUCAAACCAUCUCCUACAAUUCAUCAAAAUCUUUUAUAUAAUCAAGGUCAGCAACUUAAUCAAAAUCAACAAUUUAAUCAAAGUUUUCAAUAUAAUCAAUCACAGCAAUAUAAACAAAAUUUAUCAAAUAAUCCUAAUCAACCAAAAUUGUAUAAUCAGCAAAAUUUACAAAGAUUACCACCACCAAUUUCAGUAUCACAAAUAUCUUCAACCCAUAUAAAUCAAAACCAAUUAGUAUCCAAUAACUAUAAUUCACAAGUCAUAAAUAAUACAGUUAAUAGAUCUUCAUUUUUAAAUACAACAAAUCAACAAUUUUCAUCAAAUGUAAAUACUAUACAAUCUCCUACGAAUAUUCCUUCCUAUAUGCCUCCAAAUAUCCCAUCUAAUACAUCUCCAGUUAAUACUCCCCCAUUUUCACCACCAUCUAAAUUCUCAAAUUUUAAUACAACUCAGAAAAUACAAGAUCAAGAAAAACAACAAUCAUCUAUGUUCAAUCAAUCUUAUACAAAUAUAAACAAAUCGUUACAAAAUAAUAUGCCUUCUUCUAACGUUGCUCCUUCUGUAGCACCUGUAGUUCCACCAUCCAACACAUUAAACCAAAUAAAUAAUCGACCUAGUUUUUCACGUUUUCAAAAUAUAACUGCACCACCAAGAAAUAAUAAUCCCCCCACUUCAUCUUCUGCAAAUUUAGUACAACCAAAUAUAAAUCAGCCACAAGAAAAUCAAUAUAGUAAAAGAGAAUGUUUUGAUCAGCAAAUAUUCGAUCCAAAUAACAUAUCGUCUAUUCCUCCUAAUAAUAAUAUGCAAACUAAAGUUUUUCAAAAUUCCUUUCAAGAUAAUACAAAUAAAGUAAAUUUUCAAUUGAAUUCAAAUACUUCAUCUUUAUCUGGGAUUAAUAUAACCUCUCCAAUAGCAGGUGCUUUAACAGUAACCCCAGGGAUGCCUAUUCCAUGGCCAAUACCUACAACAACUCAACAACUUGGAUCAACGACCCAAUCAACUGCAAACGAAAAUAAAAAAAUUCAAACAGCAACUAAAGAGCAAAAUGGAGUAUUAAUGAAUAAAAAUAAUAUUGAUUCUAUUAAAAAAUCUAUUAAUAAUUUGUUAAAUAUAUAUAUAUCUCAAGAACCUGUAAAAAAGAAGGCAGAAGAUGUUUCAGCAAAAGUGUUUGAUCUUUUUGAAAAAUUGGAUAAUGGUUCAUUUAAUGAACAGAUAAAUGAUAAUAUAAUAAAUUUAUGUAAUUUCAUAAAUGCAAAUGAUUUUAAGACAACUAAUAAAAUAAUAGUAGAUCUUAGUAGAAAUCUAUGGGAUAGUAGUAAUAAAUCAUGGAUUAUGGGAUUAAAACGUAUUAUACCAAAAUGUUGA